GCAUAGGUCCUGGAUAUUAAGUUUAGAAAAUAAUCAUGGAAAUGGAAAAGAACGAUGAUUCUCCUGAAGACGUUAAGCGAGCCACAUCAGUAAAUCGUGAAAUAAAGAAAGGACUGAAAGAUGAUACGUUUGAAGGAUAUCCACGAGUAGUGGAAAGAAAGAAAAGAUGGGAACAUUGUGACAAAGCAGUUACAAAAAAAUCUAAGCAAACCGAAAAGUCAAAUGGAGAUUGUUGCCAAGCAGAUAGGAAAAGAAGGAAGAGAGGCCGAAAGUUUUUAAUGGUUCCAAUAGCUGGAGAACCAUGCGUACUUUCAAAGCAAGAUAUUAUACCUAGACACUGUUUAACGAAAAAAGAACACAUCGAUAUAUUAGCGACUUCAAGUCGAAGAUGUCCGAUAGAGUGUCGUCAGAAAAUGGUACUUCGAAAAUUGAAACCUGUCUCACAACGGAUUAAAGAAUUGGCACAUCCGGUAAGACAUCGAAUGUUGAUCACUUUACAAGAAGGUGCGUCAAUAUUACCCCCGGCGCUUUUGGAUAAUCUCGUUCAAACUGUAGAACAUGAAACCUGCUUGACUCCUGAACAAGCAGCGAAAGUCUCGCGCAAAAAGAAACCGCGGGACAAGAAAAGAAAAGGAAAACCAGAAAUGUGGCACUCGAAAGAGACAAAACAAUUAAAGAAAACAACUGUUGGUAUCACAAGUCCAGGAGCGUUCGACAAAGAUGCAAUCACCUGUCAGUAUAUUAUGGCUGAGCGCUUUGUGCGAAGCAUCUUAAAAUGGAGGGGUUCACUUCCAAAAGAGGAGAUCAGCGAUGUCACGGAAGUGAUAGUUAAACGUUUAACGCAAGUACUUGAGUACACUCCAACGCAAAGCGAAGAUCGUAAAUCACAACAGAUGCGAUUUUUGGCCGACGUGAUAGCUUCUUGGGUAACUGGCGUGGUAUCUGAAGUUGCGGAGUAUCAGGAAGAGAAAAUGCGAGAACGAUGCAAGAAGAAAGAAGAGGAAUUAAGGGAGGCUGAAGAAGAACUGAGAGACUGGGAAGAAAGCGAAGAUGAAGAUGAGGACAGAUAUAAACCUAAACGUGAUGAAUACAUAGAGGAGGAGGAAGAAGAAGAAGAGGAAGAAGACGUGGAAGAAGAAAUAGAAGAAGAACCGGAAAAGGAGGAGGAGGUAGAAGGGGAGAUAGAGUAUGAAGUACAAGAAGCAGAAAUUACAUUGGAAGAAGAGGAAGAAGAACUGGAAGUAACGGAAAUAGAAUUAGCAGUUGAUGUGGAAACUGAGACCCAAGUGGAAUCGGAAGUACAGAUUGAAACAGAGAUACAAACAGAAGAGAAACCAGUAGCUGAAGCAGAGGUAGAAGCUACUGAGUUAGAAGCGGAAGUAGCUGCUGGCGAAGCGGCCGCAGCUGAAGCAGCCGCAGCUGAAGCGGCCGCAGCUGAAGCGGCCGCAGCUGAAGCGGCCGCAGCGGAAGCAGCCGCAGCGGAAGCAGCCGCAGCGGAAGCAGCCGCAGCGGAAGCAGCCGCAGCUGAAGCGGCCGCGGCGGAAGCAGCUGCGGCAGAAGCAGCAGCGGCAGAAGCAGCAGCGGCAGAGGCGGCAGCGGCAGAAGCAGCAGCGGCAGAGGCGGCAGCGGCAGAAGCAGCUGCAGCAGAAGCAACUGCGACAGAAGCAGCCGCGGCAGAAGCAACAGCGACAGAAGCAGCCACGGCAGAAGCGGCAGCGACAGAAGCAGCCACGGCAGAAGCGGCAGCGGCAGAGGCGGCAGUGGCAGAGGCGGCAGCCGCAGAAGCGGCCGCGGCAGAAGCAGUCACGGCAGAGGCGGCAGCGGCAGAAGCGGCCGCGGCAGAAACCGCCGCAGCAGAGGCAGCGGCGGCAGAAGCGGCCGCAGCAGAAGAAGAACCUGCACCUCCGGAAACAAUAAUUGGGGAAGAGGAAGAAAUACCUAAAGAGCCAAGUAUAAUAAGGGUUGAGAAAGAUGUGUCUAAAGAAAUAGAUAUUAUGAAGGGUCUAGAAGAAUUGCUGAAAACAGAUUUACCUUUCCUCACGUUCGAUAAGAUCAUUGAUGCAGUCUAUAAAAUGAUUGAAAGCAUGCCAGAAAAUGCAGGCGAGGAUCCAAUAACAAAUGGCAUACAUCGCGCGAUUUAUGAGAAACUAAGUAACAUUGUAUUGUUAGAAGAUCCGGAUCUUUUGACGGAAGAAUUGAAGACUAUAAUGAACGUAGUGUGCGGGAAGAUCGCCAAUUGGUUGAGAUCAAUUCUAACGAAAUCUCAGCUCGCGUUUAUGGAAAAGUAUAUGCCGGAAGUGGAAUCGAAGGAAAUCAGAGACUGGACUAGGUGGCUUGAAUACAUUAGCGAUGUGGCUAAAGACUGGAAUGUAUGGUUACGUAGCGUAAUAGAAAAGAUAUUCGAAAUGAAGCACGAAGACAUCACGCGCGGAGAGUGGCAUGAUUGGACAAAGUCCGUUGAUACUAAGGCUUUGCUUUGGCGACGAUUUCACUUGCAAACUUUACACCAGGCACAACGCCAUGUUACAUUGUUACUUGGGCGACAUGUUGUUAAAACUGGGAUGAAGGGAUUCAUUGCUCCUGAUACUUCCGAACGAUUGAUUACAACUACAGAUCUACGCGCCCCUUCAGAAGCCUAAACGGGUGUACUCGAAUUUACUUACUAUAUUAGCAUUGGUUACUGAUAUAUGCAUGCGUCAUUAUUGAUGAAUGCAUAUUUUUUCUUACUUCUUAACUUCCACUAAAGUACUGCGCAGCUAAGUGCAAUGCAAAAUACGUUUACACCAAACGUAAGUUUGCCUUAUUUGUGCAUAAUUUUAUUUCUUUAUCUUUUUAUUCCUCUCGUUGUAAAAAUAUCUAAUAAUUUCGACUUUUACAAUACACAAUCCAACAAAAUUUUAGCUAUUAUGUAUACUUAGUUGACGUAGUUCACAAUGGUACGUGUUCUUAAAGACCUACAGCAACGAUACCAUCGGUACAGUUGAAAUGUGAAUGAGAACAAUUCCAUACGUGAAAGUCUCGCACGACCUCGAUUGAGACCUUAGAAUUCGGAAACGUUUUCAACUUUCAAGAUCAUCGUUCAAUAACAAAUAUAUUAAUCCACUUGAAGUCGAUUUGUUUGUCAAAAUUUAUAGUGACAUGAAACAACAACAACAACAAUUCGACCAAUUUCCACGAAAUAUUGAGAUACAAAGAAAAAUGU
Ceratina calcarata is the source of this 3202-nucleotide messenger RNA. RefSeq names its product putative abhydrolase domain-containing protein DDB_G0269086. Bases 36 to 2639 code for a protein of 867 amino acids. Lineage: Eukaryota; Metazoa; Arthropoda; Insecta; Hymenoptera; Apidae. Gene Ontology annotation, biological process: double-strand break repair via homologous recombination. The record is from RefSeq and is a predicted model, not a curated record. Gene Ontology annotation, molecular function: ubiquitin binding. The transcript has 4 exons.